This is a messenger RNA of Neltuma alba, 1369 nucleotides long. Its product is annotated as probable N-acetyltransferase HLS1-like. The record is from RefSeq and is a predicted model, not a curated record. The coding region runs from base 125 to 1297 and encodes 390 amino acids. Lineage: Eukaryota; Viridiplantae; Streptophyta; Magnoliopsida; Fabales; Fabaceae. The transcript has 2 exons. Gene Ontology annotation, molecular function: acyltransferase activity, transferring groups other than amino-acyl groups.
ACUUCUCGUUUGCUCUAUGGAUUUCGUAUAUUACCUUUGGCUUCCAGUUUUUCUUAUCAGAAACACCUUUUAGUUCACAUAUCUUCCACACAUACACAGGGUAUCGUAAUAAUUAAAUUUCCUGAUGAUGGAGUUCAAGAUCAGGAGCUAUGAAGAACAAUCUGAUAGAGCUCAAGUGGAAAAUCUCGAGAGAAGGUGCGAGGUAGGGCCAGCAGAAAGCGUUUUUCUCUUCACAGACACUAUGGGCGAUCCCAUUUGUAGAAUCCGAAACAGUCCCAUGUACAAGAUGCUGGUGGCAGAACUGGACAAGGAACUGGUUGGUGUCAUUCAAGGAUCUAUAAAACUUGUUACAGUACGAUACAAGGAAUUGGCUAAGGUAGGCUAUGUCCUAGGUCUGAGGGUUGUGCCACAUGUUCGAAGAAAAGGCAUAGGAUCAAGCCUUGUUUUAAAACUAGAAGAAUGGUUCAAAUCAAAAGAUGUGGAUUACGCGUACAUGGCCACAGAGAAAGAGAAUCAGGCUUCUGUUGGUCUUUUCAUGAAUAAGUUUGGCUACACAAAGUUCAGAACACCCUCUAUUCUGGUAAACCCAGUAAACCAUAGAUACCUCAGAAUCUCAUCCAACAUUGAGAUUUCAAUGAUCAAGAUCGACCAAGCUGAAUCUUUGUACAGAAGAUUCAUGGGGUCCACUACUGAGUUCUUCCCCAGUGACAUAGACAAAAUACUCAGAAACAAGCUAAGUUUAGGGACAUGGGUGGCUCACUUCAAAGGAGAUUACUUUGGGUCUGAUAGCCAAACAGUCCCCAAUAGUUGGGCCAUGCUUAGUGUGUGGAAUAGUGGAGAAAUCUUCAAGCUGAGGCUAGGGAAAGCACCUUUCUAUUGCUUAUUAUACACAAAGAGUUGGGGUUUGUUUGAUAAGAUUUUCCCAUGUCUUAAGAUCCCAACUUUGCCUGAUUUCUUCAGCCCAUUUGGGUUUUAUUUUCUGUAUGGGGUUUACCAUGAAGGGCCAUUCUCAGGGAAGCUUGUGAGAGGGUUGUGUGAGUUUGUGCACAACAUGGCUGCCAAGUGUAAUAAGGAAGAUGAUGAGAGUUGUAAGAUUGUUGUGACUGAAGUUGGAGGAAGCAGAGAUGAACUGAAACAUCACAUUCCACAUUGGAAAUUGCUGUCAACUCCUGAAGAUUUGUGGUGCAUAAAGGAACUCAAAAAUAAUGAUGCCUCCAAUUGUACUACUACUACGUUUCAUGACUUAACCAAAACACCCCCAACUAGAGCUCUUUUUGUAGACCCAAGAGAGGUUUAAAGUUUUAUAUAUAUGUCUCAGAAUAAUGAAGCAAUAAAGAGAAUAUAUAUACAUAUGAUGAUUAUGAUAAGA